Molecule: messenger RNA, 441 nt
Organism: [Torrubiella] hemipterigena
Lineage: Eukaryota; Fungi; Ascomycota; Sordariomycetes; Hypocreales; Clavicipitaceae
Source: the annotation of a GenBank genome assembly
AUGGAUGUUGCACCAUCAGCGCUAUGCAAAACCUCUUGUUACAAGCGACUCCUAGACUACCUCGACCAAAGCCGGCAACACCACCACGAGCUGGGAGAUGCGGCAUUACCCUCCAUCAGCGCUAGCAUGGUCCUGCCAAUGAAAAACGUGUGGAAUUUCAAGGCUCGAACAUCAAGGUAUGUUAGCCAAAGCCAAUGGACUGAACGCCUCCCAGUGUUGUCGGACGAGAGAAGUGGGCGGAUCCCCGGUGCAUCACGACAGGCAAAGGCGGCUGAGGCCAUCGAGAGCUUCCCAACGGUAUAUAGAGCAACCAUGGGCGACCAGCUGUCGUUUUGGGAGAUUGUUUCCAUCGACUUUGAGCGCCAAGACGCUAUACCUAGCCUGCGAUCCGGUAAUACCGUUAUUGACGAGCGCAACUUCAUAAUGACCAAGCUCGAAUAG